GUGUGUUGUGGACUCGUGGUGCUGGCUGCCGCUGUUCAGGCGGCCGGGAACGGGCGGUGGGGAGCGGGCGGAGCUGGCCCUGCCUCUGCCUGGCCGGCGCCGCAGUCGGCGCGGGCCGCGCCCGCCGCCGCCAACUGCCCUGAGCGCUUGCUGAGGCCGAGGGAGACGUCGGGGCCUGCACCUGGAGGGAGCCUGCCGCGCUGGCCCCGAGGAGGGGGCGUUGCCAUGGCGACAGCCUCUCCCGCUGCUGACGGGGGGCGGGGGCGGCCCUGGGAAGGAGGGCUGGUCUCCUGGCCCCCCGCCCCUCCCCUUACUCUCCCCUGGACUUGGAUGGGCCCGAGUUGGGGGCAACACCCCGGGCAUUGGGGCUUUCCAGCUCUCACAGAACCUUCAGCAUCCCCAGCUGCCGGUCUUGGCAUCUUCGAAGUAAGGAGAGUUUUAGAUGCUUCUGGAUGUUCAAUGCUAGCACCUUUACAGACUGGAGCAGCUCGAUUUUCUUCGUAUUUACUUUCAAGAGCAAGAAAAGUGCUGGGCUCCCACUUAUUUUCUCCCUGUGGUGUUCCGGAGUUCUGCUCCAUAUCCACCAGAAAGCUGGCGGCCCACGGCUUUGGCGCAUCCAUGGCGGCAAUGGUGUCCUUCCCUCCCCAGAGGUAUCACUACUUUUUAGUGCUGGACUUUGAGGCCACGUGCGACAAGCCACAGAUUCAUCCUCAGGGACAAAAAAGAAAGAAGUUUAAAUGGAAGCAGGAAAGGUUGAGAUUUGGGAUGAGAAUGAACUGCCAGAAGAGACAGCAAAAGGACCGGAAUAAGGAAAUCAUCGAGUUCCCCAUCCUAAAGCUAAAUGGCCGGACCAUGGAGAUUGAGUCUACCUUUCACAUGUAUGUCCAGCCUGUAGUCCAUCCACAGCUUACCCCAUUCUGUACAGAGCUCACUGGGAUUAUUCAAGCCAUGGUGGAUGGUCAGCCAAGCCUGCAGCAAGUGCUGGAGAGGGUCGAUGAGUGGAUGGCGAAGGAAGGCCUCUUAGAUCCAAACGUCAAGUCAAUUUUUGUCACCUGUGGAGACUGGGACUUAAAAGUCAUGCUCCCAGGCCAGUGCCAGUACUUGGGCUUGCCAGUGGCGGAUUACUUCAAGCAGUGGAUUAAUCUGAAAAAGGCUUACAGCUUCGCCAUGGGCUGCUGGCCCAAGAAUGGACUUCUAGACAUGAACAAGGGCCUCAGCCUGCAACACAUAGGCCGGCCCCACAGCGGCAUUGACGACUGCAAGAACAUUGCCAACAUCAUGAAGACACUCGCCUAUCGAGGCUUCAUCUUCAAGCAGACAUCGAAGCCGUUCUGAUUGGCCGAGGACAGGAUGGGGCAGGACAGGGUAGCUGUUUGGCCUAGCCCAGAAUCCUCCUCUCCCUCACCAGAGGGGAAGAGGGAGAGUGGCAUAGCUCUGUGUCCAGAGUGUCCCCAGCUGCCCUGUGGGCUCAUGCCCUUGGCGUGGGCUUGUGCCCUUGCAAGGGCUUGGCCACUUGGCCCUUCUGGAGCAGACACUUUGUGCCCCCCAUCCCCACCCCUCAAUCUCAGCCCAGUAUCAGCCCCUCCCAUUGCGGGCCUGGGGUAGGGGGACCCAGGCACUCACCGCCUCCUCCCUGGUACACAGGCUUCUGUGGGGCCACCAAGCCCCCCCUGUGCCCCCUCCCAUCCAUAGUGCAUGGUGUGUGGUGCCCCCAGGGCUCCAGGACAGAUCAGGCCCCACCUUGUGUCUACCCCCAUCCCCGCUGUGAACGUGCCACUGAAUAAAGUCGGGGAAACGAG
This is a messenger RNA of Symphalangus syndactylus (siamang), 1799 nucleotides long. RefSeq names its product ERI1 exoribonuclease family member 3 (gene ERI3). The record is from RefSeq and is a predicted model, not a curated record. Lineage: Eukaryota; Metazoa; Chordata; Mammalia; Primates; Hylobatidae. Gene Ontology annotation, molecular function: 3'-5'-RNA exonuclease activity; nucleic acid binding.